AUGUCCCACGCAUUUUACGCAGAUGCGUGGCAAAAAUCAAAACGGCGUAACAGACUAUGGUAUCAAGAAAAUUUAAUGCCAGCACUAUUGGCUGCUAAAGAGAGAAGAGUGAGAGAAAUUGAUGUGUCUAUUGCCCUUGCAGAAGAACUAUUGCGGGUUUAUAACGAGCCAGUUACAAAACCAACGCCCGUCCCCCUACAUGAGAUUGUACCCUCAGAAGAUGAUAGUCUCAUGAAACCAAUAGAACCUGAAGUGUUAAAUCUUUUUUAUGGAUGUACUGAAAAAGGCGCAGCUGGACAGUAUCUUAAAGCUAGGUAUAAAAAAGCACCUGAAGACAAGUUUUAUUUUCGUAUAACUUCUAACUGGGACUAUGGUUGGCAGCAAAAGCAAUGUCGUUUAAAACCUCGUGACGUGAACCACGGUCGAUGCGCCAUACUACGAGACACAUUUUAUCGCAAAAACAACCUGGCACCUGACCCGCCACACUACUCCAGCCCCGCUGGUGGAGAAUUCUCUAUAUGUAGCGAAUAUUCUUGCAACGCCAAUUAAGUAUACAUUUACCAAAGUUAAGGGUUAAGUGCGCAAAUAAAAAGACGAUAUAUAGCAAAAAACAUAUA
Melitaea cinxia (Glanville fritillary) is the source of this 617-nucleotide messenger RNA. RefSeq lists its product as uncharacterized. The transcript is spliced from 3 exons. The record is from RefSeq and is a predicted model, not a curated record. NCBI's taxonomy places the organism in Eukaryota, Metazoa, Arthropoda, Insecta, Lepidoptera, Nymphalidae. The coding region runs from base 1 to 549 and encodes 182 amino acids.